Messenger RNA from Trachemys scripta elegans, 345 nucleotides. Its product is annotated as ribonuclease-like. The transcript has a single exon. Bases 1 to 345 code for a protein of 114 amino acids. The record is from RefSeq and is a predicted model, not a curated record. Gene Ontology annotation, molecular function: nucleic acid binding. Lineage: Eukaryota; Metazoa; Chordata; Testudines; Emydidae.
AUGCCGAGGGGAUCCUGCCCCUUGCUCUUCUUGACCCUCAUCCUGCUGGCCGCCUGCCUGGCCCAGUUCAGACCGCCCAACAGCUUCCAGUGGUUCGUGAGAGAACAAGUUGAUUUCCCCAAGACCAGCGCCACCAAUGACCAUCGCUACUGCAACGUCAUGAUGCCACGCUGGAACUUGACCACCCCUUUCUGCAAAUCCACCCACACCUUCACCCACGCCCCCGCCAGCCAGCCCCAGGCCAUCUGCGGCCAUGGUGGGACAUCUCACAGAUGCUACCACUGUGACAGUAAGUCAGGCUUCUGCUUCACCACCUGCCGGGUGGUGCCUGCCUGUAUGUACUGA